Opisthorchis viverrini is the source of this 717-nucleotide messenger RNA. RefSeq lists its product as hypothetical. The transcript is spliced from 2 exons. NCBI's taxonomy places the organism in Eukaryota, Metazoa, Platyhelminthes, Trematoda, Opisthorchiida, Opisthorchiidae. The record is from RefSeq and is a predicted model, not a curated record. The annotation marks the transcript as partial.
AUGUUGGAUCUUCAUACGUAUGAGCACAAAAUGUCCCGAACUUCCAUAAUUAGGAAUGGACAAACCAUUUCUAUACCACGAGAAAACUAUGCGCAGAUCCAAAGGGAACUAGUGAAGGCAUAUCGAUCAACGAGGUCAGGUGGAACUCAAAUAAUCAUCAACCGUAUCAUGGAGCUUUUGAAUUCAGAAGAAAUAAGACCUCAGGUCUUUCGUGAUAGAUCUCCAGUUGAUGGUACCGGAAAGCUGGAAGCUUGUCCAGAGAAGUGGGGCGAAUCAAAAUCCGAUGAGGACCACUUUGGAGAUGCUUACGAAAUUAUACCCUGCGAUCACAUUCCUAGGGAGGAAUUGGUCGAAGUACUGAUCUAUUCUGAUACAUAUGAACAAGGAAAGGACUUGGUCAGACAAAUACGUUCAGUUUAUCCUUCAAUUGGAAUAUCUCUCGCUAUUCGUGAAUCACAUGGGACUGGUACGAAAACUGAUCUGGAACUGUCCAAUACCAAACUACACUGGGGAGAACAAGAUGUUGCUUCUACUUGGCUUGCGCUCAGUAAGAAAGGCUCAACGAAAUACAUAUUAGUUGGUCGAAACAUGGUCAAUUUUACAUAUCACGCGGAUAUUGAUCGGAUGCUGCGGGUUAUUAACAGUCUGGCAGUGGAUGCUGUUGGUGGAGCUGUUCGCCUGGAACCAGAAGGACGAUGGUUUGCUGGUUGCUAUCAG